This is a messenger RNA of Saprolegnia parasitica CBS 223.65, 894 nucleotides long. RefSeq lists its product as hypothetical. Gene Ontology annotation, biological process: ubiquitin-dependent protein catabolic process; protein import into mitochondrial matrix. NCBI's taxonomy places the organism in Eukaryota, Oomycota, Saprolegniomycetes, Saprolegniales, Saprolegniaceae. The transcript is spliced from 2 exons. The coding region runs from base 1 to 894 and encodes 297 amino acids. Gene Ontology annotation, molecular function: ubiquitin protein ligase activity. Gene Ontology annotation, cellular component: mitochondrial outer membrane translocase complex. The record is from RefSeq and is a predicted model, not a curated record.
AUGCAACGCCGACUGCAGAGCCUGCGCAUGGACGGCUACGCGAUGCAGUGCCACACGCUUUACGUCGGCGCCAAGCUCGUCUACCGCGUCACGAUCCAAACAGCGAUUGCACCUCAUGCGAUGUGGGUCGCCGGCGUGAGCAAGGCCAAGCUCGAGGCCUUCCGCGGCCAGCUCACGCGCCUCGUCGAGGCUAUGCACGCCGACCCGGUCGAGCCGUGGAGUGCGGACGGCCACAUUGAACGUCUUCUGGAGCACGUGUUGGACAUCGCGACCAAGCUCCAUGCGACGACGUUUGCGACCAGCACCGACGACGACCGCGACCUCGUCGAGCGGUUUGUCUUUGACGUGCUCUCGGCGUACACGCUGCUGACGAGUCUCGAGGUCGCCGACGUGAGCGCGUCGGCCUUGGCCAACCAAGUGCUGCACUUUUACGUGGUUUUGCGCGAGUUUCUCAUGAUUCCGGACGACGUCACGAGCGCCCGCAAUCGGCUCGCGAUCGCGGUGAUGAACCUCACCGACAUUGAGCCGCCGACGGGCCUUGGCGGCGGCUGCAGCAUCUGUCUCGAGCCAUGGCAACACGUCAAUGCUCCCGCCGCGCUUGCAACCGUCCAGCUACCGUGCGGCCACGUGUACCACGACGAGUGCGUUCUCGGAUGGAUACGCCAGAACGCCAACUGCCCCGUCUGCCGCGCGGUCAUUGGACCCGUUCCAAGCAGCAUGUACAAGCAGGUCAAGGUGCGCACGAACCAGGUCAUGAAGAUGGUCAAGCCCGUCGUCCACUACGGCUUCCUCCCGCUCGUCAUCUACCUCGGCCUCAAGAACGACCCGGACGUCGACCUCCUCAUGGUGCUUCUGCCGUGGGUGCAGCCCGAGGCCCCGGCUGGCGGCUUCUAA